Molecule: messenger RNA, 1095 nt
Organism: Oncorhynchus nerka (sockeye salmon)
Lineage: Eukaryota; Metazoa; Chordata; Actinopteri; Salmoniformes; Salmonidae
Product: stonustoxin subunit beta-like
Exons: 4
Coding region: 291-839 (182 amino acids)
Molecular function (GO): protein binding
Source: RefSeq, a predicted model, not a curated record
UGGAUCUGAGUAACAAUGACCUGAAGGAUUCAGGAGUGAAGCUGCUCUCUGCUGGACUGGAGAAUCCCCACUGUAAACUGGAGACUCUGAGGCUAUCAGGCUGUCUAGUCACAGAGGAAGGCUGUGCUUCUCUGGUCUCAGCUCUGAGGUCAAACCCCUCACACCUGAGAGAGCUGGACGUGAGCUACAAUCACCCAGGAGACUCAGGAGUCAGACUGCUCUCUGCUGGACUGGAGGAUCCACACUGCAGACUGGAGAAACUCAAUGUGGAACAUGGUGGAGGGUACACAAUGAAACCUGGGCCUAGAAAAUAUGUCUGUUAUCUCACACUGGACCUAAACACAGUAAACAGUCUCCUCUCUCUGUCUGAGGAGAACGGAAAGGUGACAUGUAGGAGAGAGAAGCAGCCGUAUCCUGAUCACCCAGAGAGAUUUGAGGACUAUAGACAGGUGCUGUGUAGAGAGGGUCUGACUGGGCGCUGCUACUGGGAGGUAGAGUGGAGUGGGAGAGGGGUUGGUAUAGGAGUGACAUAUAAAGGAAUCAACAGGAGAGGAUGGGGUGGCUGUGGGCUUGGAUACAAUGACAAGUCCUGGAGUCUGUACUGCUCUGACCACAGUUACGCUGCCUGGCACAAUAGUAAUCCCACUACCAUAGACGUCCUCUCCAGCUCCCACAGAGUAGGAGUGUAUCUGGACUGGCCAGCCGGCACUCUGUCCUUCUAUAGAGCCUCCUCUGACAUACUGACCCACCUGUACACAUUCACCUCCACAUUCACUGAGCCACUCUAUCCAGGGUUUUAUCUUUGGUAUGAUGGUGCCUCAGUGUCUCUGUGUCAGUGAUACACACACACAUUGAACACACACACACACACAGACACAGACACACUCAUUGGGCACACACACACACACACACACAUACACACACACACACACACACUGGACAUGUACACACACACACUGGACACACACAUUGGACACACACAUAUAUUGGACACACUCACAUACACACAGCCACAAAAAGAUUCACACAAUGGACACUGGACACACACACACUGGACACACACACACACACACUGGACACACACACACACACACA